Messenger RNA from Protopolystoma xenopodis, 1254 nucleotides. NCBI's taxonomy places the organism in Eukaryota, Metazoa, Platyhelminthes, Monogenea, Polystomatidea, Polystomatidae. The record is from the annotation of a GenBank genome assembly.
GUAAUACCUACAACUUCGGACCUCGUAAAGGCCGUAGAAGCUGAGGGUCGCUGUGAAUAUCGGCUUCCUCAAGUUGAGGCCAAAAAACCAGUGCGUCGCAAGCGCGGCCACACAUUCCUUGGUGAGAAGACCAGCAUCUUUGGAGCCCUGAUAAAGGGUGAGGAGAAUGCGUAUAUAACAGCACUCCUGUCGUUCGGCCUGCUUGUUUUGGUUUCUCUCUUGACCGUCGGUACUAUAUUUGCCUUCUGUGUAAAGCAUCGAGAUAAAGCGGCUAUUUGCAGCAUCCGUAGAAAGUCGAAACGUUCAUUUCCAACGGUUACGGCAACAGGCGACAGAAGUACUGGUAGUGGUACCACCGGAAGUGGGUUGAAUCUCAUAGAUCAUGAGAGUUCCUUAAUGUUGACUGACAACCAACGGCCAGGCGAUAGUCACUCGAUCUUAGCGGCCACCAGGAACAGUGAAAUCGGAUUGAAGGCGGCCACCGCAGCCUCGUUCGUGGCCGGUCAACUCAAAGCUCGAGAGAAACUGGCCAGUGUAGGGCGGCCCUGGAGUCAUGUUGCCGCUGAACCAAAACAGCAACAAGCCCUGCAACAACUAGCCUCUCCACAGCAGCAGCUGCAGUUACAUCAGCAACAGCAGCAGCAGCUGCAGUUACAUCAGCAACAGCAGCAGCAGCAGUUGCAGUUGCAGUUGCAGCAGCAGCAGCAUCCAUUACAGUUGCAGCAGGCCAUGAUGCUGCAACAUGGAAUGAGCCCAUGCGGCCAAUUCGGCCCUGGCCAACUAGGACCUUACCAACAACAGCAGCAGCAGCUGGCUGGCAUGGGCAUGCAGCCUGUGACGCAAAUGAAUUCGAACUUAAAUCCCUGGAUGAUGAUGAUGAUGAUGAACAAUAAUGCCGGAGGUAAUGUCGCCAUGCCCGGCGGACAAGCCGGCUUGAUGCAACCAGGAGUGCCACCUGGAAUGAUGCUCAAUUAUGGUAUGCCGGGCGGAAUGAUGCCAAGCGGAGGCCAAGGCGUCAACAACAAUAACAACAUGAUGAUGAUGAUGAAUAUGCUACCAAUGACAAUGCAGCAGGGAUUAAACCUACAGCAGAUGGGCCUAAACAAUAAUAACACAGGCAUGAAUUCACAGCUGCAGCAGCAACAGCAGGCGGCCAUGAUGUUUAAUCUAUAUCCAGGUGCUUCGCUUCCGAUGAACAAGCAAUCUGGAAACUUGAUGUACCCUAUGGGCAUGAACAACUCAUUUCAAUACUAA